Carassius gibelio (silver crucian carp) is the source of this 636-nucleotide messenger RNA. RefSeq names its product interleukin-8. Gene Ontology annotation, biological process: chemokine-mediated signaling pathway; neutrophil chemotaxis; antimicrobial humoral immune response mediated by antimicrobial peptide. The transcript is spliced from 4 exons. Bases 69 to 368 code for a protein of 99 amino acids. Gene Ontology annotation, cellular component: extracellular region. The record is from RefSeq and is a predicted model, not a curated record. Lineage: Eukaryota; Metazoa; Chordata; Actinopteri; Cypriniformes; Cyprinidae. Gene Ontology annotation, molecular function: CXCR chemokine receptor binding; chemokine activity.
AUAACCUACAGACUACAGCUUUUUCAUCUCUUCAUUAGUGUUGCUCUGCACAGUACUGGCUCAGAAAAAUGAAACUCACAGUAUCAGCUUUCGUGCUUUUGAUCUGCACAGUUGCACUGCUGUCCACAACAGAGGGAAGACCUGUUCGCCCACAGCUACGUUGCAACUGCCCUCAAAUGCAUUCAGCUCCAGCAAUUCCAGCUAAUAAAAUACUCUCAUUGAGGGUUAUUUCCGCUGGACCACAUUGCAAACACGAGGAGAUCAUUGCCAAAAUGAAGAAAGGAGAGAUGUGUCUUGAUCCUACGAAAGACUGGGUGAUUUCUCUCAAAGAAGAAAUCAACAAGAGAAACAUCAAGAGUCAACAAUGAAUGAAUAUCACGGUUCAAAGAGCGACUGAAGAAACUGAUUCAACUUCUACUGUAAUAGAGUUUCCUCAUCUCUGGGUGAUACAUGAAGUAUCGAUUGUGAAAAUGUGCUACCACUUGUUUAUUAAAAGUAAACUUGAACAAACUUAAUUUUAUUUUAUUAAAUUAUAUUUAUUGUUAUUGUGUCACUGAAUUGUCUUUUUAUAUACUCAUGUAGCUUUGUAUUGUUUUUAAAUUAAUGCACACUUAUAAUAAAAAGUGUCAUAAUGGA